AUGUCUCGCCUUCCACCUCUAGGAGCCUUGCUCCUGCCUCUCACGGCACUACUCGCCCAACCUGCACUCGCUGCGAAUCCGUACACUAGCUCUAUGAGCGAAACACCGAAAGACAACAAUGCAGACUGUGAUUGCUAUGUCGUGCAAUCCGGCAAAGACUCAAAUACACCAGAGUCCUUCCAGUAUUACCGAUUCUACGACUUCCGAAACCUCCCGGGCGCGAUGAGCGAAUCGCCGCCGCUACUCAACGAUACAGACAACGCGGGCUUGGCGUCGACAUGGCAGCCGGAUCUCUUCAACAGCGAUGCGUGGAACUACGACUGGGGGAUCCAGAACUGGAGCAAACCGUCCACCGAAGACUUCCCCACACCAAUGAACAACUCCUUCGCAAACAUCUUCCUAGGCCAAGAGGACUCGACGUCCUACCUCGCACUCCGCACGUCGCGCAUGGACGACUACCAGACAUCUGGCGAGAUUGAGAACGAGCAAAAAAACCUCAUGCACGUCUCCAUGCGCAUGUACGGUCGUGUUCAAGGAGCCAAGGGAGCCGUAGCAGGAUUCUUCACCUUCUACGACGACGACAACGAAUCCGAUAUCGAGAUCCUGACCGACGACCCCAAAGACCAGAUCCGCUACACAAACCAGCCCUCAGUAGGCAAGGACGGCAAUGAAGUGGCUGCCGCUUCUGUGGGCCCUACCGAUCUUCCACGUUGGGACGACUGGCAAACACAUCGUAUUGACUGGCUGCCCAAGAACAGCUACUGGUACCUCAACCAGAAGCAAGUCGCCGCCAACACAUACUCUGUACCCCGCGAGCAGAGUUUCAUGGUCCUGAACAUGUGGAGCGAUGGUGGAGAGUGGAGUGGCGAUAUGGAAGUGGGCGAUAAUGCCGAGUUCCAUAUUCAGUGGAUCGAAAUGACGUUCAAUACCAGUGGACCGUACACUGGUAAGCCUCAGGAGGAUAAGAGAGAUACGACGAGUUUGUUUGGAAGAAAGAGGUCGGAGAAGAAAUGCAAAACCGUCUGCAAAAUCGAUGACGUGAAAGAAGUCGGUACACCGGAGGUUGUUGAAAGCGGUGCCAUGGGCAUGAGCGUUUCUUGGGGUCUGUUGGCUGUCGUUGGUCUUGUGUCCGUUGUAGUCGGAUUUUAG
Molecule: messenger RNA, 1149 nt
Organism: Alternaria arborescens
Lineage: Eukaryota; Fungi; Ascomycota; Dothideomycetes; Pleosporales; Pleosporaceae
Exons: 1
Coding region: 1-1149 (382 amino acids)
Biological process (GO): carbohydrate metabolic process
Molecular function (GO): hydrolase activity, hydrolyzing O-glycosyl compounds
Source: RefSeq, a predicted model, not a curated record